Anoplophora glabripennis (Asian longhorned beetle) is the source of this 5969-nucleotide messenger RNA. RefSeq names its product ankyrin-2. The transcript is spliced from 6 exons. Gene Ontology annotation, cellular component: ciliary inversin compartment. Bases 377 to 2416 code for a protein of 679 amino acids. Gene Ontology annotation, molecular function: protein binding. Gene Ontology annotation, biological process: intracellular signal transduction; protein localization to ciliary inversin compartment. Lineage: Eukaryota; Metazoa; Arthropoda; Insecta; Coleoptera; Cerambycidae. The record is from RefSeq and is a predicted model, not a curated record.
UUGCAGAAGUUUAUGUCUCAAAUUGUGCUCGAUUAAUAAAACAUUAGGAUUCGUCGAAUAAAUUUGUCAUGAGUUAGAAAUGUGAUCAUAAAUUUGCAGUGACGUCUAUCAAUUAAAGAGUGUAACAACAAAGGAUUGUUUACGUCGUUGGAAAAUUAAUUAAAUAACCUAACAUGUCUGCUACCCCUCCAUUGACGGUCACUUUUUUGCCAAUAAUUUGUUAACCACACCAGAAGAGAAUGAAUGAUUAAAAAAUCGUCGAAAGUAAGUACGAAACGAAAUACCGCGUAUGCUCAGAAUUCUCUACUCUAGGUGCUUCCCACCCCACAAGUAUUUAAUAAUGUUCAGCAUAUUUUGAAAUAACAAUUUUUUUAAAAUGGGAGGCUCUGUGAGCCAGGUAUUCCAAUCGGGGAGCGCUUUGUUAUCAAAUGGCCAUGGACAUAAAGUCUCCGAAUCGACCAGACAAAAAGUACAAACUAUAUUUGACGCCCUGCGUGCCAAUCCUAAAAUUGGAGUUCAAAGAUUAGAAGGGCUGUUGCAGCAGAUACCCAAGAAUGAGAACAUCCUAGCAAUCCACGAUGACGCAGGGUACAACUUGCUGCAGAAAUGUGUGGGUGCCAAUAAUGUCGAAUUAGUUAGGUGGUUGUUGGCCCGACAUACUGCUGCAGACGUUAACAGGUUUCCUUGCAGUCUUCCCCUUCACAUCGCUUGUCUCAAAGGACAUGACGAUUGUGUUGAGUUGCUCCUGAAGCAUGGGGCAAAGUCUGAUGUAGAGGCCAGGAUGUGUUGGCCUGGGCCCCACAGUAGCAACUGUGAAGAAAGGGGGAAAUAUUCUUCUGCCAUUCAGCAAGAAGAGACAUGUAUCGAGAGAGACAGUAGAGAAAGAGUCCCCAGCAAACUCCAGUCUGCAAUCUACUAUGCUCUAGACGGGGACCAAGUGAAUAUUUUAACUAUGCUUUCACAACGAGAAGAAGACCCCUGGAACGGCAUAUUUCGUUCAAGAAAACCCCUACUUCAUGCGGCCUGUGAGAGAGGUGCCUGGCGGUGCACCCAAUUUCUCGUAACGGAGAGAUCUGACGAAAUACACAUCUUAAAAGACGAAUAUUACCCCAUCCACUAUGCCGUUCUGCAUGACAGCAAAUUUUUAGAGUUACUGAUAAACGCAGGUGCCGACACGACCGUUAGAACCUGCACGCAGCAAAUGACGCUGCUACACGUCGUUCUCCUCGUCGCGCACAAGUCAGCCGAAGACACUAUAUCAACGAUUCGACUUCUGCUCGACCACGGCUGCAAGGAGCUGAUAAACACCCCCGAUAGUUUAGGGAAUACGCCUCUACAUGCCCUCAUAGUCAGGUACGCCUUGGAGGAAGCCCAGUACGGUUACGACAAGUGGAACAAGUGGGAUAUCUUGCAUUUGGUGCGCUAUUUGAUCCAAUCCGGGGCGAAAACUUCUAUAAACCAUACGGGGAACUCUGCGGUGGCUUGCGUCUUGCGUCACAUACGGGACUGGGACGUCUGUUACGAGUUGUUGCAAAUGCUGCUCACAGAGGGCGAUCCUAAUAUGGUGGGGAGGGACGGUUCGGUGCCUUUAAUGGUCUGUUUGGUACCCUUGAUCAACAAAGAUCCACUGCAUCAUUUUACACACAGUAUGAAGGUCUGUUACUUAAACUGCAUAAGAAUCCUCCUGGAAAAGGGUGCGAAUCCGAACUGUAGCUACAGGGCGAACCUCACCCCUUUACACGUCCUGGUGUUUACCGUGUCGGAGAACAUAACCCUGAACUGUGACAUACAGAAAGAAUUGAACUUCGAGUUCAUCAAGAACUUACUCAUACUUCUCCUGAUGCACGGUCUGGAUCCCAAUGUCCGGGUCAGCAUACGCACCCAGCACAUCCUGCAGUCGUGCAUGGACAUGAUCCAGAACGUGCGCGAAUGUAAAGACAUCCACUACGUGUACGACCUUACGCUUACUCUCAUCCAAUACGGCGCGAAUCCGGAUCUGAGCCUGAAUAUGUCGGAAGCAAUAAAGAAUCACCCGUUACACUCGCAGAGCAUCUGGAAGACGAAGAACUACAUACUGUACUACUACAUAAUGCUGAUUUCGAGGAAGGAGAACUUAAUCACCGAUCCGAACAUAAGUUUUGCGAAAAUCAUAAUGUUGUUCUAUCACGUGAUGCAGCACAAGCCGCUCUUCGAGUGUCUGAAGAUCUUGCAUACUCAGCAGUUGAGUUUAGUCCCGGGUAAGAUGACCGACCCGCUGACUUUCAUCAUUCGGGAUCUUUACAAACGGCCCAGAACUCUCAAGCAGAUCUGCCGUGUUAAAAUCCACAACUGUCUGGAUCGGAGACCAGGGCUCUAUAUCAACAAGCUGAACCUACCGAAUCAGUUGAAGGACUAUUUGUUAAACUUUCAGCCGUGAGUGUGACGGUGUGCAUGAUUUCUGAAUGGGUUUGGAAUUAUUUCAGAUGUGGAGCGUUUAGAUAUUUUACAACGAAAGAAUAAGGUUUUGCUAAACUUAGUUCGUUUUAUUCUAAUAGGGCGUUAACGAAAAAUAUGUGAAAUUUUAAAUUUGCAGGGUGUAACUUUGAUUAGGGGUCAUAUUUAUAUGAAGGCUACGUUUGGCAUUUGCUUUGUUUUCUCUAAUUCUGUUGUGAAAAUUUGAAAAUUUCAGUCUAUUUUUUAAACUUAUUUUCAUAAUUUUCAUACCCCGCUGCUGGACAGGCUAACGUAACCUCAAAUAACAGCAUGCGCAUUGUUGUCGAAUCAUAUCACAGAAAUUUAACAAUGAAGAUACAUAAACACAUUAUACUGAAAAACUAUUACCUCAUGAAGAAAAUCGUGACAUUACAAACAUCGAUAAGAUGAAAACUACCAGAAUUAACGUUGUCUUUGUUGUUUGCCCACUUAGUGAUCUGUUGUCAUAUCACAUCAGGUGGAUUAUUAUGUAGUUCACCCAAACUGGGUUAGUAUCAAAUAAUCGUUGAGUCUGAGAUUCACAAACUAAACACGGUGCUUCAAAUCUGUAAAUUAGUAAUUUAAUUUAUUUUUAUUACAUAAAUUUUAUAAAACAUCCAAAUUAGUUAUUUUUAAACAUAAAUCAGUUUUUGCAUGACCACUCAUUAGUUUAAUCAACCAUGGAAAAAAUAAAAAAAAUUUUAAUCAUUGGCAUUAAAAAAAUAUGGUGACUUUAAAAUAUGUCGCAAGAGCAAUCUAUUUUUAUGAAUUAAUUUUCCAUUGCAAUUUCGUUCUCUGCCAUUCCGUUAUUGUUAUACAGUAGAUAUAAAAAGGUAACUACAGGCUACACCGAUAAGCGUGCACAUGCAUCAAAGUUCGAGAGCUGUUUAGUGACGGCGUAGACAAAGAUUUAAGUGUAGUUUAAAAAACUGAUUAUAACUCGUCUAUUUAUGAUUUAAAAAAAAUGAUUUCAGAUUAGAUUCUGGGGAACACCUAUAAUUACCCCCAAAAAUGAUUCCCCCUACUUAAAGUUACAUCCAUUAUACCACCCCUGCCACAACUUUUUCUUAAAAAUAUAAUUCGUAGCAGAUUUCUUGACCACAAAAACAUUUGCAGGCAAUAAAAUUUGAUAUUAGCAGUGUCUCAUAUUAACGUAAGAUUCACCUCUAUCUGUAUGGAAGCGGGGGAGGUGUAUUAUUAUUUCGAAGGACGUGAAAUCAUUGCGUCUUGGCGUCUUAUUAUAUUGUGCCUAAUUAGAUUAUGAUCUAUUCUGAUUUUUUACAAUUCUCUUCUUUAAAAAGUGGAAUCGAGUUUAAAAGAAAACGUCUUAUGAAUCAUAGAAAGUUUCUGAAAUACUUCUAAAACGAAUUUAAAAAUAAACAUUUACGACUUUCUCUAAAUAUAUUCAUUUUAAGUUUUUAAUGUGACGUGGUCCUCUCUAGGAAUUUCUUUCAAAUACUGAGGCGUAAUUUAUUCAAAGUCCAAAGUACCAUUUUCUAUAAAAAUAUCGGUAUAAAGUGUUUGAGAAUUUGUUAGGGCUCUCGUAAAUGUUUAAAAUUAAUGUGUUACUGUUACAUUUUCAGAAAUUUUAAAUUUAGCCAAGUAUUAUUAAGAAUCUGAAAGAAAUUUAUAUUUAAAAAACUCAAAAUCCCGGGAAUGAGUAAGGAAAGACAAUUUUUUUAUUUUUCUAUAAACCUGUUAUUAAUUCUAUCCAAUAGUCUAUUUUUUCGUGUCGUAAAAAGGUAAGUGAAUUUGCUGUACUCCCUGUAUAGAAUGAAGGAUAUUUUUAAAAAAUGACAAUAUCUUUCUCUACUCAUUCCUACAUCUUAUUACGCUUCUGAGCUGUGUUCGUGUUGAACAGGGUUUUGUGCAGAUUAGGUAUCAACAAGAAAACUUAGAAAUCGUUUGAAAUAAUUAUAAAAGUGCCUCAUUUUAUUUUUCACAUUUUACACUAUUUAGUGACUUCUACAUUAAAGUAUAGGCUAUAAAUAAUUAUUUAGUAUAGUCAAAAAUGCAAUUCAAUUUGAUGAAUGGUUUUAAAUAGAGGGUGUUGCAACAUACCAUUGACAAAUUUUUGCAUCAAAAAUUUAAAAAAUCAUAUGGAGGUAGAUCUGCAAACGCUCCGAUUUUGAGAUACAGAAUGACAAAGUUUUAUUUUACACUUUUUUUAAAUAUAUUCAAACUGGGUGCAUUCAAUAAUUUUUUGAAAACUGAUGGAAUUCAAAUUUUGUCAUUUUGACUUCAGUUUAUCCUUUAAUUUUUCGCUCGUAAUUUUAUUUUGUAUUUUAUCACUUUGGCUCUAAGUAAAAUUUUGACGUAGUUUCAAAUCUGGUGAUCCAUUUUGUUUUAGAUUUUAUUAGCUUCCAUAUUUCUACUUUACUAUAAAGGUGAGCUAAUUCAAGCAAAUUUAAAAAACUCAUUUCAGAAUGCCUUUUCGUUCUAUUAAUAUUUACUAAUUUUAUUUGCAAGGCCACCUGAAUUUAUCUGGUAAUUCAACAUGUAAAACAAGUGGAAAUACACAGGACAUAGUACAAAGAAAGCGUUUGUGGGCCCACCUCCAUACCUUUUCUUUAGAGACCCACCUGUGUAAUUUUGUUGAACUUUUGUUGAUUGAUUUUUUAAAAUGUCCAAACAACUGGAAAAUUUAAAGUUCUUGUUCUUAGAAUUUGCGCCGUUAAAGGCAGUUGGAAUUAUGUCAUCAAAUAUAUUUUUUAUUGCUGUUUUAUUUUACAUAUACUAUUUUAAAUACCUUCCUAUUUGUUAACGAACAUAAUGUAGAUUUAAAAAUUUAAAGAAAUUUUAAGAAAAUAAGCAACAUAGUAGUAAUAUGCAUAUUAUUCUAGGCCCUAAUUCAGUGUUGUAAAUAAGGAAGUAAUAAAUAAUAUAUAAUAUAUCUGAAAAUGUGUAGAAAAGCAAAUAGUUUCAAAUUUUAAAAAAAUCAUAUUCACAAAUAUAGCUGAAAAGUUGUUUCUUGAUUAUUUUUUGUUGCACAAAUUUUAUAAUAUAGUUUCUAUAUAUUUUCCCAUGGUAUUUUUAAACAAAAAAAUGUAUGUUUUAUGUACUUUCUUUUACAUUAUUUAUUGAAUUCCAUUAAAAGAAAAAAUUGUAAGAGGAUACUAUUUUACCUAUGCAUAUCAGAAGUGGGCAAUACUGCCUCUUACGUUAGUUAAAAAUCAUUAAACAUAUUUUUCGUAUUACUAUCCUUUUUAAUGUUUCAGUCAUUUUCAAAUGUUUAUGCCCAUUUUUGCUUAUUAGAAUUGUGAGUGUGUAUAAAUUAAGAAAAAAUUGCAUUGGUACGAUAUUUAAUUUUCUAAAACAUUUUUUAAGUGAUUAAAAAAUCUGUCAAAGUCCUAAGGUUAACAAAAUAUCAGCUCUAUAAAAUUUAUAAUAAACUUAAGUAUGCCAAAUAUUACAUAAGAUGAAAUUGUAUAGUCUAUUUUACGUUAAGGUUAAAAUAUUAUGUGAUUAUUGUUGAGGCAUAUUGGUAUCAAUAUUUGGAUAAAAAUAUUUAAUAUAAA